UCCCACAGCUGCAGGAAGCUCCCUGAGAACUCUUUGCCUUGAGCUGCUGCUGGCAGGAGCAGGAGAGCCAUGGUCUCUCUUCAGCCUCCCUCUUCUCUUUAGGAGAAGAAGCUACAAGUAAGUCAAGAAAAUGGCUUUUGAAAGUCUGAUUAUUCCAUUUUUAAUGUUCCUCAGCAAAGCUACAACUGAAGAGCUGUGCCCCUUGCGUCGCUCCAUUGAUGUCCUCGAAGGGGAAUAUUUUUCCCUUUGCUUCCCUGGAUCAAUAAGAGAUCAUCUUCGCAGUAAAACAUACAAAGUGACCUGGUUGAAAGAAAGCGAAGGAAAGGUGAAUUUGAUCCAAAAAACACACAGACUUGUUUUAAAUGGGAGAUUUCUGGAAUUUUGGCCAGCUGAACUCAGUGAUGUGGGGAAUUACACAUACACAUUCAGCAAUGGAACAUACGUCACAUCACAAAAGUGGUUCCUCAAUGUACUCAAAAGAAGUAAAGACACUUGUUUUAACACAAAUCAUUUAUCCAGGCAAGUUAAAGAGGCUGGAAGAGCUCAUACAUUGAAAUGCAAUGCUGUGCCCCACAAUAAAAAUAUCACCAUAAUGUGGUACAAGAACUGUAACAUCCGUAACUCUGCAAAUGAGGAGGAACUGCAUUUUCCUAGUUUAACAAUUGAAGACUCUGGGAAUUACACAUGUGUUGUUUCAAUUAGUCAUGCUGGAAAGGCAUUCAACACCACAAGUGCAAUAGAGCUGAUGGUGAAAGAAGGUGCAGCUGAAGUUGUUAAACUGGAGAUAAUUGAACCUGGAGAAAUUUAUGUUGAAACACAAAUAGGUAAAGAGGUGAUACUCAACUGCACAGUUUUCUUGGGUUACUCGAAUGCUGCCAAGCCAGUAUACCUCCUGCACUGGAUAGACAAAAGUUUAAAUUCAUGUUCAGAGAACACUAAGGAGGAACAAUCAAUAUGUGAAAAGGAAUAUAAUUUUGAUUCAGGAAACAAGAAGUAUACCUCAAAACUAUUGUGGAUUAAAACAGUUAAAGAGGAGGACCUGAAUUGUAAUUAUACCUGCUUCUUGCAAACUACACAUAAGCCGCAAUUAAAAGUAUUUAAACUGAAGAAAGGGAACCCUCCAGAUCUCCACCCACAUGUAUUUACUACUGGAAUAAUCAUAGCUGUAUUCUUUUCCCUUGUUCCUGUGCUCCUGGUGGUUCUCUCUGUGAUAUUCAGAGUUGACUUAGUUUUAUUUUACAGAGACAUCACUGGAAAAGAUGACACAAUAGGAGAUGGAAAAGAAUAUGAUGCUUUUGUGUCUUAUCUGAAAGACUCCAUAUCUACCAAUGUAGAAGAGAGAAAAUUUGCUCUGGAGAUAUUGCCCAGGACAUUAGAAGACCAUUUUGGUUACAAAUUGUGUAUAUUUGAGCGGGAUGUGUCUCCUGGAGGAGCUUUUAUUGAUGAUGUCCAGUCAUUUAUAGACAAAAGCAGAAGAUUAAUCAUUAUACUGAGCCAGAACUACGCUUCUGACAGAGUCAUGUAUGAACUUGAGACUGGACUCCAUAAGGCACUGGUUGAAAGGAAGAUUAAAAUAAUAUUAAUUGAAUACAUGCGUAUAAGUGAUUAUAAUGUGUUGCCAAAAUCACUAGAGAUUCUACCAUCCAGGAGAGUUGUGAAGUGGAAAGAGGAUAAGUCUCUUCCUUUGAAUUCUAGAUUUUGGAAGAACCUUAGAUACCUGAUGCCAGUGAAAGCUUCCAAGUCAAACAUCAGAUGUCACAAUAAUUCUGUGAGCCCUAUCUCAGAAGAAGGAACCCAAGCGACAACUAUGUGUUGGGAGUCUAAAACAUUCUUAUAACCAAAAAUUGGAAAAGAAACAUGCUGCAGAAAUGAGCACAUGCUGUUACUUAGAAGAUAUUAAGUGCACGUGUUUUAGGGAAGCAACAUGGUCCAGUGAAUAGAGCAGCGGCUGGGACUUGAGAGAUGAGACAAAUCCUCAGCUUGUAUAAAUUGUCAUAGCUCAGAGAGCUAGGUUAACCCUGUCCCUCACCCUUGGGGCUCAGACAGUUUACACAAACUGAGGAACUUCCCCAAGGAAUCUAAUCUGACUCUGUCUUGGAUUCAUUGUGUGACAUGGGGCAGAUCAAAAACUUAGUCACAGUUUCUUCAUUUCUCAUAGAAAACAUUAAUUCUACUUGCACACUUUUUUGUAAAGCAAUUUGAGUCCUGUGAAUAGUCUAUAUUAGAAAUGUGAUUACUAUUGUUUGUUUAUGCUUUCUAUUGUGAUAGCAUGUAAGGACUCCAAUCAGGAUCAGAGCCGCAUUGUACUAGGCACAAUACAACCAUAUAACACACAGACAGUUUCUGACCCUAGGGAGCUCAACAUCUAGGAUUUGGACAAUAUAGCACAAGUAAAUAAAGUGACAAAUGGGAGGAGGGGAGUGAUGAGUUGGAAGAAGGGGAUGGGGAGGACAUGGUAAUAGUAGAAAUGUGGUGUAUCUGCAUAUAUCAAUCCUAAUAGUAGUCUCAAUAGUUAUAGGUGGUCACUGCCAUGACCAAUGUCAGAUUGUGGCUUUUUUAGGCAUCAUGGCAAUAUUUUAGUCCCUGGAUUAGUGGUGGUCAGCUCAGAGUACUCUAAAUAACUGUUUAGGUGAAGGGAGUGGGGAAUAAUGCUUUUUCCAGAGAGGCCAGUAGGAACGACUUGUAUCUGAGCUGCUUCCAGGCGAGGGGCCUGAGGCAGUAGAGUUGAGGAUCUAAGGUACAUAGAUAAACAGAGGGAAAAAUAAUUGCCAAUAUCUAAGAUACCAGCCUUGGUUCGCCAGUGCCUUGGCAUUGUGAGUAGUUAUUUACACCAAGUCAGACUGGUAGCAUUUUAUACAGAUUUUCACAGAUAUAAAUGGUGACGUAAGUGUGACAUUGCACUCCAUAAUUCUUUAUAGAAAUAUACUUAUGAGUGUAAAUAUGACAUAACUGGAAUAUCUUUUAACUAGAUAUGCCAUGUAACAUAUCUUUGAAAAGGUUAUGGUCUACUGAAUAUAUUCAUCCUGUUUGUAUGCAUGUAUCAUUUUUAUAUCUGAAGUUAUGAGCAUUGGCUCUAUGCUUGUAUUUAAAGUGUUUUGCUGUAGGAAGAACAUAAGGCAGAUUUGGUCAACAUAGUGUGAAGGGGUUAUUCAAGUAAUUGUGAGUACUUAACUAGCAAUGGACUUUGGGAGACCCCAGUCCACAUCUGAGCUUUCCUGGGAACAUUCAAACUAACAUGUAAACAAUGGUACCUGCCUGCGAAAAGCUGAAUCAUUCAUAGACAUGUGACUUGUCCAGGUGGCUAGAGACUCAUCUUGUGGCUGUGAUGUUGCAUGAGAGAGAAUAUAAAAGGCCCUGAAAACCCCUCCAUUUUGUCUUCAGCUGGCUCAAAAGAUAGCCUCUCCACCCCAAAGAGAUGCCUAAAGGAAACUGGAACAAAGGACAGUAACUACUGGGGUGUGAAUAAUUGCUGGACCCAGACUAGGAAGGAGUCUAGUCUGUGAAAGAAGCUUAUUGGAACAUCUCUGAGGGUAAAAUUUACUUGCAUUUAGUUCCCUACUGUAUUAAGAUUAGACUUUCGUGGUGGUGUUUUAUUUUGCUUGGUAAUUUACUUUGUUCUGUCUGUUACUACUUGGAACCAC
Gopherus flavomarginatus (Mexican gopher tortoise) is the source of this 3641-nucleotide messenger RNA. RefSeq names its product interleukin-18 receptor 1-like. The transcript is spliced from 11 exons. Lineage: Eukaryota; Metazoa; Chordata; Testudines; Testudinidae. The record is from RefSeq and is a predicted model, not a curated record. Gene Ontology annotation, biological process: interleukin-18-mediated signaling pathway; positive regulation of type II interferon production. Bases 131 to 1837 code for a protein of 568 amino acids. Gene Ontology annotation, molecular function: interleukin-18 receptor activity; interleukin-18 binding; interleukin-1 receptor activity.